AUGAAUAAAUUACUAUAUUAAUUUUAAACUAUUGGAUUCGCAUGCGAUAAAGAAUAUCACAAAGGCAUGAAAGAUGUCAAAACAAAAUUUAAAGAUAUUAACUAAUUUAAAAGAAGAGCCUUAAAAGAUUUUAAUAAUGUUGAUAAUGUAAUUAAUUCCAUUAGUGAAAUUAUUGAAAAAAGAAAAAGAGAUUCAUUAACAAGAUCGAUUGAUUGUACUACUUAUAGAAGUAGUAAAUAAGAGAGAUUAUAAUCAUGCCUUAAUAAAAUGAGUUAAAUUGAUUACAAUUAAUAAUAAAUUGAUAGAGAAUCAGGUAUUAGAACUUCUAGCAUCUUUUCUGAUAGAAUUGCUGCCAUCAUUCCAAAAAAAGAAUUUGCAAAUAAAUAAUUAGAUUAAGAAUUAGCUAUUAAUUGUCAUUUACAAGAUGCAACUAAAUUCGGAUAAAUUAUGGAAUAAGCCUUAUUGUUACAUUCCUUUCAUAAAAAUUGCAGUGAAAAACUUAAUUAAAAUUUAAGUAUCCUUGAUCCCAAUAAUUUUAAAACUAAAAGAGAUAGAGCUAAAUUUUAAAGGAGAAAUGAAAUGAAUUCUAAGAGUGUUGAAGCUUAAUAAUAUUAUAUGAAGAAAUUUUAAUUAGAACAUAUGAGAUUAAAAGAUAAAUUAAUAGAUUCUGAUCAAAAAAUUCAUAUUGAACAUAGAUAUUGUCAAGAUAAAAAUUAAUCAUCAAAAAGUGUUCAAAAUAAAAAAAAAAUUUAACAAGUAACAGAAAAAAUGAAUAGAAAUAAAAUACUUGUCAUCUAAAAUUUAUUUAAAUAAGGUCAUGAUUAAAAAUCUCAAAAAGCAGAAGAUGUUCUUAAAUUUCUUGAAUUAUACUCUAAAAUUGAUAGAGAAAAUAACUAAAUUUUUAGUUAAAAAAUAGAAUUUAAUGGUACUUUUUCUAUGAAAAUUGAAUCAUUUUUGAGAAAGAUUUUCUUUAAAUUCUCUAAUAAAGAAUGUGAUGAUUUUAAUGAACUUUAUAAGUAUAUCAACUUAUAAGGUUAUCUUGAAUUUUUUCAUUUAUCACAUAUAGAUAUUGAAGAUAAAGAAUUAACUAGUAUUUAUUAGAAUAAUGUUAAAAUUUAAAAUUAAGAUUAAGAAAGAGGUUUGAAUUUUAAUUUUUUCAGAGAUUCUCUUAUUGAUAUUGCUAAUUGUAUUUCUUUGUUACCAACGAAAGAAGAAAAGUUACUUAGGUAUCUUAUUUUUAUUAAUUUAGAUUAGUAGAAGAAAAUUUAUUAGAGAUCUAUGAUCAAGUUCUUGAUUUAAAUGAAAUUAGACUAUUUACUAUUAAAUCUUAUUAAGGGUUUAACAGUUUAUUUUAUCCUAUUACACAAAAAUUAUUCUUUAUUUAUGGUAAAAAGAUAUAAAAUUAUAAUCUAAAUAACUAAAGACUCAAUUUGGAUAAAAUUAUUUCAGUGUUUAUGUAAAUAAAAGUAUUUCCACAAAAGCUUAGUAAAUAAUUAAUUAGACAUUAUUAUUGUUAUACUACAGAAUAAGAUGAAGGAUUAAAUUUGAAUUAAUUUUAACAUUUCUUAAAUUUAAUGGCUUUGAGUUAAAACAAACGUAUGUCUGUAAGUAAAGAACUUAAUAAUAUCAUUAAUUAUAACUAAUAUAAAUUAUAACAAAAAUUUGAUGAUAUAAGUGAGUAUGAAUAAAAAAUAUUUAGAAAAAUCAUGAUAUUUUAUUUUCAUAGUGAAUUCUUAGCUUUAUAAAAUGUUGAAUAAGAUUGA
This is a messenger RNA of Paramecium sonneborni, 1763 nucleotides long. Lineage: Eukaryota; Ciliophora; Oligohymenophorea; Peniculida; Parameciidae. The record is from the annotation of a GenBank genome assembly.